Molecule: messenger RNA, 1185 nt
Organism: Corylus avellana
Lineage: Eukaryota; Viridiplantae; Streptophyta; Magnoliopsida; Fagales; Betulaceae
Product: pectate lyase 1-like
Molecular function (GO): pectate lyase activity
Source: RefSeq, a predicted model, not a curated record
AUGGCUUUGCAGGGAAUUACCAAGAUUGCCUUUCUUUGGCGCUUUGCAUUGGCUCUUGUCAUUGUCAUGCUCUUCACUCCUAAUGCUACUCUUGCUAAAAGAUCAACGAAGAUGGCUGCAGGCUUGAACGUGAACGUGAUUGAUCGGUGCUGGAGAUGGAACCCCAAUUGGAGGAGCAACAGACAACAGCUUGCCACAUGCUCAGUGGGUUUUGCUGGGAAGAUGACAAACAAUAUUGGAAGAGGCCUCAUACAAUAUGUAGUCACCGAUUCUAGUGACAACCCAUUGAACCCCAAACCAGGGACUCUGAGAUAUGGAGCAACGAUGAUCGGAGGGAAGAAGUGGAUCACAUUCCAAAGGAGCAUGAAUAUCAAGCUUGAGAAACCGCUUCUCAUUAGUAGCUUCACAACCAUUGAUGGUCGGGGGGCUGAAGUUCACAUUGCCGGCAAUGCAUGCUUGAUGAUUUAUAAGGAAAACAACAUAAUCAUCCAUGGCCUACGUAUCCACCAUUGCAAGCCACAAGCACCAAGCUCAGUGAUGGGUCCAGGGUCAAAGAUAAUGGCAGUGGGUCAGGUGGAUGGAGAUGCAAUAAGGUUGGUUACUGCAUCGAAGGUGUGGCUAGACCAUAAUACAUUGUAUAAGUGCAGUGAUGGUCUUCUUGAUGUCACGAGGGGUUCUACAGAAAUCACCAUCUCCAACAACUGGUUUAGAUACCAGGACAAAGUCAUGCUUCUUGGGCACGAUGAUGGGUACAUGCGGGACAAGAACAUGAAGGUUACUCUCAUGUACAACCAUUUUGGACCUAAUUGCAACCAACGGAUGCCAAGGAUCCGCUAUGGAUAUGCACAUGUGGUGAACAACCUUUACCAGGGCUGGAUGCAAUACGCCAUAGGGGGGAGCAUGACUCCUAGCGUUAAGAGUCAAGCCAACCUAUUUAUUGCACCAAAAUCAGGGAACAAGGAGGUCACAUGGAGAAAGAGCAGUGAGGGGAAAACGGGCUCAUGGAAAUUCUUCUCUGUGGAUGAUGUUUUUGAAAAUGGAGCUUCUUUUGUUCAAUCAAAUGCUGGUGGGACAAAGCCAGGCUAUAGUCGCGAACAAGAUUUCGCAGUCGUAGAUGCAAGAUAUGUGAGGUCAUUGACAAAAUCUUCAGGUGCAUUACGAUGCACCCCGCGAUCUAAAUGCUAA